AUGUCUGGACCAGUUGUGGCUAUUGCCGGCGCUACCGGCCACCUCGGACGCUACGUCGCAUCUGCUUUUCUCUCCCCUCGUUUUAACAACCAAUUCUCUGAUGUCAUCAUCCUCUCCCGCAAUGAAUCUUCUCCAGACUCAUUAAAAACCAGCGGGAAGUACACCGCACGAAAGUACGACGAGAACAACCUCGUCGAAGCCCUCAGCGGAGUCCAGAUUCUCGUAAACACCGUCGGCCCCUCGGGUCAUUCAUUCAAGGAGAAGCUGCUCCAGGCCCUCCCACACACCGGCGUCCAAGUCUACUUCCCCUCUGAAUUCGGCGUGGACCACUAUGUCCACGACUUCCUGCAUCUCGAAUGGGACACAAAGAAAAAGCAUUAUGCUCUUGCGCAGAAAUUGAUUCCCGACACGAAGAUCUGUCGCGUGUUUUGCGGGCUCUUCAUCGAGGAUAGUAUCGGGCCGUGGUUCGGCUUUGAUACUAAGAACGGGCGAUACGAGAGCGUUGGGUCAGCUCGAUCGCCCAUCUCGUUUACCGCGCUUGAAGACGUGGGGAGGGUGGUUGCGUCGCUGGCUACGCUGGCUAGGGAUGAGAUACCCGAUACCGUGCAUGUUGGUGGUGAUACGUGCAGUUUCCUGGAGAUCGCCGAGAUUAUGAGAGAUGGCGGGGCUGGGCAGAUUGAUGUUUCUGAAACUCCCCUUGAGGAAUAUAAAGAGGAGGUCACGGCCAAGGCGUCGUGGGAUCCAGCGCCGUAUCUACGGUUUUUGAUGGGGGAGAAUAAGAUGAGCCAUAGUGCUGGGGCUCUUGGCAAUGACAAUACGCUCGUGAAUCCCAAUGGAGACUUAUGGACGUGGAAGAGUUUGACAGACCUGGCCCGGGAGACUAAUGGCAAGCCUUGGGGGGAAUUUCCUUGGCCUCCAGCGUCAUUGAGGAUAUGA
Penicillium alfredii is the source of this 936-nucleotide messenger RNA. RefSeq names its product isoflavone reductase family protein. NCBI's taxonomy places the organism in Eukaryota, Fungi, Ascomycota, Eurotiomycetes, Eurotiales, Aspergillaceae. The transcript has a single exon. Bases 1 to 936 code for a protein of 311 amino acids. The record is from RefSeq and is a predicted model, not a curated record.